Messenger RNA from Penicillium angulare, 363 nucleotides. RefSeq lists its product as uncharacterized. Bases 1 to 363 code for a protein of 120 amino acids. Lineage: Eukaryota; Fungi; Ascomycota; Eurotiomycetes; Eurotiales; Aspergillaceae. The transcript has a single exon. The record is from RefSeq and is a predicted model, not a curated record.
AUGAAGGCCAUCUACAUUCUAUCUGCUCUCGCGGGUACUGCGCUCUCUACACCUCCACCGCUACCAUCGCACCCAUUCGUUACUGUCUCUUUCUCCGAUGACCUCAGCGGUACCCCUGCCCCCCUUAGCGUGAACGUGCCAGCUAAUAAAGCCUUGUACGAUAUCACGGAAGGAGGCCCCGGCAAAUGUGUCUCUUCUGUUCAGCUGGUGGACCAGAGCCAUGCAUCGCUCAACUUCGAAUGCAGAGUCAAGGUGUCAGGGCCCUUCAAGUACGAGGGCACGCUUACAUCGUCGCACACAUUUCUUUCGUUCGGGAAAGAAGUUCUUCUCAAUAGUGUUUCGGUCACAUGCGACAAUAACUGA